AUGAGUGUGAUGGCAUCGGAAGCGGCUCAGCUGCCCUUCGAGCCGGCUGAUCCUUCGCGUUCCUCCAAUGUUAUCCAAACCAGCUCGUCAUCUUCACAAACAACUGCCGCCACACGCAGAUCUCAGUCGCAAGGACGAACACCUUGGCGAACUGAACGACGAUAUACUGAGAUCGAUGACCACACAUGGAAGUACACGUUAGAGAAUGAACUAGCCGGACAAACGGUCGUUGGAUUCGGCAAUGUACCUAUUCCGUCUAAAGACAAUAUAGCUAAACUAAGAGAUCGAAAAUUGAGUAUUCGUGCAAUCACAUGGAACAUCAAUGAAAAGCCAGUUAAGACCCUGGAUCUUCUCGCCGAUCAUCUUGAUCACAUUCCAGAGAACCUUCUCGAGGAUAUUAUCAUUGUUGCUCUUCAAGAAAUUCCUCCAUCAACCAAGACAUUUCACGAGGAAGCGUUAGCUAUAAUAAUGAAGCCUUUACGACAGACACAUUCAACAUUUAUAUCUUAUCGGGCUUGGAGUCAAAUGAUAUUCGUGUUUAUGAGGAAAGCGCACACUCGUUUUACAACUGAACCUAUAGCUAAAUUUGUACCGGCGACAACACUUGCGAAACCUGUCCGAACUAAAGGUGCUAUCGGUGUUUGUUUACGUAUCUACCAGCGGUGGACCGUCAUCAUAGCUUGUCACCUGUCACAUCCCACCCCUAUCCAACGAAUUCAGGACUACCACAAGAUAAUGAAGAGUCUUAAAUUUCCCGCGAUGUGCAGCUUCAAAGGGAGCGACGGUAUUUUUCACGCCGAUUGCGUUUUUUGGCUCGGCGAUCUUAAUUUUCGAAUUACCGAAGAUACUAAGAUUGACUGGAAGGCUCAACUGCAACAACCUAAUAUUGAUGAUAUCGAAAAAACCAUGAAAAGUGACGAAUUGAAUUUAAUUCGGAAGAAAGAGCUCGCAUUCGCUGAGUUCACAGAACCGCAAAUAUCAUUUGCUCCUACGCACAAGUUUGAAAUAGGUACUAAUGACUAUGUGCCAAAUAGAAUUCCUUCUUAUACGGAUAGAGUUCUCUACUGGACGAGGUUACCAAGCUGGAUUGAGACAGUCACAUAUAACUGCAUACAAAAAACCUCACAAUCUGAUCAUCGACCAGUCUAUGCUACAAUUAGACUGGAAGUGAUCAAUAAGAGUACCCCAAAGAGAUUCAACAGUGAAUGUUCUAGUAGUAUUGCCUCACGAUCAGCAACGUCCGAUGUUGAGACUAGAUCCACGCUCAUCAAGGGAAACUCAAGUAACACAUAA
Molecule: messenger RNA, 1293 nt
Organism: Necator americanus (New World hookworm)
Lineage: Eukaryota; Metazoa; Nematoda; Chromadorea; Rhabditida; Ancylostomatidae
Exons: 12
Coding region: 1-1293 (430 amino acids)
Biological process (GO): positive regulation of flagellated sperm motility; phosphatidylinositol dephosphorylation
Cellular component (GO): cytoplasm; neuronal cell body; non-motile cilium
Molecular function (GO): phosphatidylinositol-4,5-bisphosphate 5-phosphatase activity
Source: RefSeq, a predicted model, not a curated record